ACUCGGCAAAACGAUCAUAGUAGUGUUGCUAAAACAUCGUAGGGUAGGACUCAGGGAGCUAACCACCGGCUCGCUCCUCAACAACAUGUGUGGGGUAGAUAUUCAACACAGUGACCGGACACAUUGGAUACCAAUCCAUUUCUCGCUAAUAUAACGAGGCUUAGGCCUAUAAAAUACAUAAUUACCCAAGACAACUUGCAAGAUAUCGGAUCGUGUUUUUGUUUUGACCAUCACACGUGUCAGGUCUGUCAGUGUAUAAUAAGGAUAAGGGAUAUAAUAUCGGAUCGUGUUUUAUUUUACCAUAACGCGCAUCAGUUGUGAUACUAGAUGUCCGACAUCUCCAUUUGUUAUUGUGUUGAAUUUCUACCCCACACUUGUGAGUCUUCACUUUGUCUUUGGUUGUAUAACAUCAAAAGGGAUCAUGGAUGCAGAGAGAGAGAGGUGUUGAAAGACAGUAUAUUUUGAAUAUUGUAUAGUAUUGGUUGUUUGUGCCAACUACCAAAUAUGAGUCUAACUUCACAUCUGAGGCAUGGUUGGUCAUCGUAUGCUUCACUAAGACGUCUGCUGAGGACAGAUAUCACCAAACACUGCGUCGGUUCACAAUGCACGAUGCACUCGGAACCAUGGCACGUAGAAAAUAUGCCCCAUCUUAUUAGAUUCAGGAACGGAGAGAAGGAGAAGGGCACGUUUUCUAAAGCAGAAAUGGAUGAAAGGGUCAGCAAACUUCGCAAUAUAAUGACAAAUAAAAACAUCGAGGGCGUGCUGUUUACUUCAUUUCAUAAUAUCAAGUACUAUUCGGACUUCAUGUAUUGUGAGUUUGGACGGCCUUAUGGAUUGGUGGUAACACAUGAUAAAGUAGUUUCAAUUUCUGCUAACAUUGAUGGUGGAUUUCCUUGGCGUUGGACUGUGAACGGUGAUAAUUUAGUUUACACGGACUGGCAACGGGACAACUUCUAUAGAGGCGUAAAUCAAGAGCUUAGGCAAUUAAAGGGUAAAAUUGGCUGUGAAUUCGACCACAUCAAUUUAGACAACUUCAAAAAACUUCAAAAUGCUCUGCCAGACAGCACUUUCGUAGACAUCGGAGAAUCGGCAAUGUACCAGCGUAUGAUAAAAUCCGAGGAAGAGAUCUCUCUUCUUAAAGAGAGUACACGAAUUGGUGACAUCGGCGCCGCAGCGGUCGUCGAAGCAGUUGCCGAAGGAGUUGGUGAGCAUGAGAUAGCCAUGCACUCGACUAACACUAUGACGAGGGAGAUAGCGAAAAGUCGACCAGAUAUCAUACUUCAGGACAUUUGGACAUGGUUUCAAUCGGGUAUAAACACUGACGGUGCCCACAACCCAGUCACCAGUCGGAAAGUUCAGAAAGGCGACGUCUGCAGCUUAAGUUGUUUCCCUAUGAUGUCAGGAUACUACACAUCGCUAGAACGAACUCUGUUCUUAGACUAUGCAUCAGAUGAGGCCCUACGCUACUGGAAGGCAAACUGUGAGGUUCACGAGGCCGGCAUGAAACUCGUCAGGCCUGGAAUAAAAUGCAAAGAAAUAGCUCACGAAUUGAACUUAAUAUACGAAAAGCACAAUCUUCUUCAUUAUAGAACCUUUGGGUAUGGCCACUCAUUUGGUGUAAUGUGUCACUAUUUCGGACGGGAAGCCGCUCUUGAAAUUCGUGAAGACAUUGAGACUGUUUUAGAACCAAACAUGCUGGUGUCUCUUGAGCCAAUGAUUGUUGUGCCAGACGGACAACCUGGUGCAGGAGGCUAUCGUGAGCUGAACAUUAUGGUCGUCACGGAGGAGGGUGCAGAAAACAUCACACAUUUUCCCUACGGACCAGAACACAUGAUUAUUAAAAAGUAAAUUACAGGCCUAUUUUUUGACGUUAACAAUUAAUUGUCUUGAAGCUGCCUGGAAUUCUGCUCCAUUUGAUUGCGGAACGUGUCCAUCUCGUUUGUUGUCCGAGCCCUGUUUUUCGCCUUUCCUCACUUUCUUUCACUCAUUCUUCCCGUCUAGUCUCUUUGCAGUAACUUUCUGCGGUGUUGGUUAAUCAAAGUUGCAGUUGAACGUUUAGCGCAUUUAGCAUCUUCAAAAGCUAAUCUAAUGAUAGUACGAAUUAGGCCUAUUAACAGAUUAUAUUGAGUGUAGGCCUACAUGUGACUAAAUCAGUUCCAGUAACACUGAAAUAAUUUAAUUACAAAUUUACAUUAAUUACAAAUAGGCCUACAUGGGUUGUAGUGGGAAAGUAUUUUGAUGUUUUAUGAUUAAGUUUAAUAAGAAAUUUUACAAUCAUUUUAUGAAGUACAGUAUUCAUAUAGACAAAAUUGCUGCCAUUUGUA
This is a messenger RNA of Anneissia japonica, 2324 nucleotides long. Its product is annotated as creatinase-like. The record is from RefSeq and is a predicted model, not a curated record. The transcript is spliced from 6 exons. NCBI's taxonomy places the organism in Eukaryota, Metazoa, Echinodermata, Crinoidea, Comatulida, Comatulidae. The coding region runs from base 505 to 1848 and encodes 447 amino acids.